Messenger RNA from Mucor velutinosus, 2664 nucleotides. RefSeq names its product RNA pol II transcription cofactor. Lineage: Eukaryota; Fungi; Mucoromycota; Mucoromycetes; Mucorales; Mucoraceae. The coding region runs from base 1 to 2664 and encodes 887 amino acids. The record is from RefSeq and is a predicted model, not a curated record. Gene Ontology annotation, molecular function: ATP binding; mismatched DNA binding; ATP-dependent DNA damage sensor activity. The transcript is spliced from 18 exons. Gene Ontology annotation, cellular component: nucleus. Gene Ontology annotation, biological process: chiasma assembly; mismatch repair.
AUGGAGACCAUUCUGUGCCUUCAAUGGAAGCAAAGCGCUUCACUUGGCAGAUUGGGAUGUUGCUACUAUUCAGGCACCAAUCUAGAGUUGCAACUGAUGGAGGACACUGUGGAAUCUGACAAGUUUGAGUACACUUCCAUGCUGCUUGCUCAAUUGUCACCUCAAACAAUUAUCCUCCCAGACCCUUCUGAUGAAAACCUAGUAGAGUUCUUGACAAGUGAACAUGGAGCAACUGCUACUUUGAUCAGGACAAGUAACAAAGAGUUUCUGUUUGACAAGGGACGUAUAACACUAUUGAACUGGUACAUCAGCCACAUCAACCAGCAGCAGGAGCAGCAGCCAUCAGCCAACACUGCUAUAUACACUGACACAGAAGAUACCGGCAUAGAAAACCAUCACAUCUACUUUCGAGACCAUGAAGAGGGCAUCAAGACGCAUGCGUAUUUACAGAUGGAGGGUCUUAUUGAGCUGGAGGAGAGCCAGUUGACUAUUGGUUGUGCUGGUGUGCUGCUGAAGCAUUUGGACAAGUUACAACAAGAGCGCAAUAUGCAAGAAGACGAGACUGGAGUGGGGCCAGAAGUAGUUCAACCCACUGUUAUCAAGGCAUUCUCAUGUAAUAGAUACAUGCAAGUCAAUUCAGACACAAUGAGAUCAUUGUGUAUAUUUGAAUCAGAAAGACAUCCCAACAUGCAUCAAAUCCAAAAAAAAGAGAUCCUGUCGCUGUUUGGCUUACUAAACAAGACAACAAGCGUGUUGGGUAAAGAAAUGCUGAGAGAAUGGGUAUCUCGUCCAAUGACCGACAAAAUGGCCCUCGAGGAUCGACAUCUAGCAAUUGGCUUGUUUAUGGCGUCCGAUAUGCGUGAUAAAAGCAUAGCACUGAGAUCCCAUUUGCGACACAUCAAGAACAUCCAUCGACUCUUGGUCAGAGUAAGGGAGAGCAAAGCAAAGACAAAUGAUUGGCAGUAUAUUUUAAAGUUUGCAUACUACACCAUCUGCAUCUUCAACGCACUUCAACCCAUCUUCAAUAGCCCAUACGCCCAAUGUCUACUCAUCCAAAAAUUCAAAAAGCGAUCAUCUACUGUAAAGGCAAUGCAAGAAGCAGGCUCUGUUAUUGACAGUAUCAUUGAUUUCGGUGCAAGUAAAGCAGAAGCUCAGACCAUCGUCAAGAAAGGAGUCGAUAAUGAACUGGACAUGUUAAGAGAAGAAUACGAAAAGCUGAACGAUACGUUGCUUCGAGUGUCGCAGGAGAUCGGAUCGGCAUUACCUAUUGGUCUGAGUGCUGCCUUGAAUGUGGUUUAUUUUCCUCAAUUGGGCUAUCUGAUUACCUUGCCUCAGUAUCAUCUACAACGCAACUCUGGAUUGAGUAGUGCAAGUAGUAGUUAUUGUGAUAAUAGCAACGUUACUGAAUACUACCAGAGAAAUUUGCCAGGCUUUGAGCUUCAGUUUUCGACAGCAGACAACUUGUAUUACAAAAAUGACAGGACAAAAGAACUGGAUGCUACUCUGGGAGAUCUCCAUGCCAUGAUUUCAGACAGAGAAAUAGAGAUCUUACAAGAGCUAUCAACUACAGUCCUACAGUAUUCAACACAAUUUAUUGAAAUCUCUGAAGCUUUGUCCGAACUUGAUUGCUACGUCAAACCCAAUUUGACUAUGGACAACUCACUUGAUGUUGUAAAAGGAAGGCAUCCAUUGCAAGAGCUUUCUGUUGGUAUUUUCAUUCCAAAUCAUACACACCUCAAAGGCGGCCAAGGGUUCAAGAGUCAGCGCCCAGAUGUCCAAUACUCAAGCGCAUUCGAUAGCUUGCGAGAUACAGCAUCUUCUCGCCUCAAUUCAGCAGGCAGAGACAGAAGGAUGGGUGAUGACACCAAUAGCAUUCAGAUCGUAACAGGAGCCAACUUCUCUGGCAAAAGCGUGUAUUUGAAGCAAGUGGCUCUCCUUACAUACAUGGCACAUGUUGGGAGCUUUGUACCUGCAGAAAGAGCUACUAUUGGCAUCACAGACAAGCUAUUUACUCGAAUCCAGACAUCAGAAACCGUUUUAAAGCCUCAAAGCGCCUUUGCAUUCGAUCUACAGCAAAUCAACCGAGCUUUGCAAAAUGCAACAUGCCAAAGCUUGGUUAUCAUUGAUGAAUUUGGAAAGGGAACCGAUAUAGCAGAUGGAUCAGCAUUAUUCUGUUCUGCUCUAGGCUAUUUUCUUUCCAAAGGUGAUCAAUGUCCCAAAGUGAUUGCUAGCACACAUUUCCAUGACCUUGUUUGCAAAAACAUCCUUUCGGUUCAAGAUGGUAUCACAUUAUCUCAAACUGAAAUCAUGAGCCAAAAUAUGCAGAAUCAAGACAAUAACAAAGAGGGAUUACAUUUGGAAUUAGUGCCUGGAAAAGAGAGUGAAGUCGUGUUUCUGUAUCGCAUUGUGCCUAGUAAUGGCGAUUCAAAAUCACAUGGUCUGUGGUGUGCAAGUAUUGCAGGAUUUCCAGCUCAUACCAUCGAAAGAGCCGCGUAUCUCACUCGCAAAUUCAAGAACAUGGAGCCCAUUGAAAAGAUACAAACCGAGCAAGAGGAAGAAAAGUAUAGGCUGUUGGAGAUCAUACGCGAUGAUUUCGUAACAAAAAACAUCAGUGAUCAGGAUAUUUCACAAUUGAUCCCUUCCAUAAACUCCAUCUUUAUCUAA